Molecule: messenger RNA, 2637 nt
Organism: Colletotrichum graminicola M1.001
Lineage: Eukaryota; Fungi; Ascomycota; Sordariomycetes; Glomerellales; Glomerellaceae
Product: dynamin family protein
Exons: 2
Coding region: 1-2637 (878 amino acids)
Cellular component (GO): cytoplasm; membrane; microtubule
Molecular function (GO): GTPase activity; microtubule binding; GTP binding
Source: RefSeq, a predicted model, not a curated record
AUGGAUCAGAUCGAUCUUGAUUCUACAGCUCUUGGAGAACUAAAUAGUGUCGAGACUCGGACGCUAUUCGACACCAUCGACAAGCUUUCUAUGCUGGGCGUAGGAAGAAUCGUCAACCUUCCCCAAAUCAUUGUUGUUGGAGACCAAUCUUCUGGGAAAUCCUCCGUGCUCGAGGCCAUUUCACAUAUCCAUUUCCCAUCUGAAGCAAAUGUCUGCACUCGUUUUGCAACAGAGCUCGUUCUCUGCCCGGGCAGUCGUAGACGAGUGACUGCCACCGUGCUGUUCGCCGACAUUGGCAAGCCAGCCCAUGAGUUGCAGGUCACCGACUUCAAACAAGAAGACAUCGACAACAUCAUCAGCACCGCGAAGCAACAGAUGGGUGUUUCAGAUACUGGUCGAGACUUCUCUAAAGAUGUGCUGCGUCUAGAAGUCGAAGGCCCGGGCUUGUACCCUCUCACCUUGGUCGACCUCCCGGGGAUCUUCCACACCGCAGGGAAAAACCAGUCAGAGGCAGGCAAGGAAACUGUCAUGGAGCUGAUGAGAAGCUACAUGAAGAAGAAGAACAGCAUUAUUCUUGCAAUCGUUUCCGCCGGCAAUUUGCUUGUCAACCAAGCUGUCCUGGAAGAGGCAAAGAAGUUCGACCCUACCAAGAAGCGCACACUUGGAGUCAUCACCAAACCCGACCUUCUACACCCUGGAUCAGCGAACGAGCAAAACUACCUUCAAAUCAUCAGAGGCCGCGAGGAGUGUCACAACCUUUCUCUCGGUUGGCACGUCUUACGCAACAAGGCGGACUACGAGGAAGGGACUGGCACUCGAGAUGAAGUUGAGGAACAGUUCCUCAACUCAGGGGCCUGGGCUUCAAUUCCCAAAGCAGACAAAGGUGUCGGGGCCCUCCGAAAGAAGCUCAGUCAGAUCCUCCUCACGCAUUUCAAACAGAAUCUGCCCACAGUCACCGAUGACAUCGAAAACAAGCUGAAGGAACGAGAAGACGAGCUCAAACGAUUGGGGCAACCUCGGUCUACUCCAGCAGACAUGAGAGCCUACCUCAUUGACAUCGCAGGCGGGUUCCAAAAGAUAGUUCAAGACGGUAUCGAGGGCCAUUAUAAAGAUCCCUUCUUUGGCGGGCUCGAGGGGACCCAGCAAAAAUUCCGAUCUCAGCUGCGGAACUUUAACCGAGCGAUCCGGCAAGUCUUGUUGGACCAGGGUGCGAACCAGAGGAUAAUCCAGUCAUUCGGUGACAUACGGCGGCAGCACACCAUCCCCAAGCACCUUCAGAGUUUUAUCAAUGCACACCAGUACAACCUUCGUACCCCAGAAGUCAUCAUCUGGACCGAACUGGCUACUCAGCUUGAGCGACAGGCUGCCGAUAACCAGGGUACCGAGUUCCCAGGGUACGCCAAUAUGGAUCUGAUGAUCCAGCUGUUCCAAAAGCAGUCGGAGCCAUGGGGUUACAUCGCUGAAAAGCAUGUUGGCCACGUCUCAGUCGCAGCCAAGGCUUUUGUGGACCAGAUAUUUGAGCAUGUCAUCGGACCAUCCAGCAAAAACAACACAACCGACGCCAUUCUGUCCACUUGCGUGGAUCCUUUCUUUGAAAAAAGAGACGAGACUUUGGCAGAGAAAGUGAAGGAGAUCCUGCGGCCGUUCAAGCAAGGCUACGCAAUGCCGCUCGACGCCGACUUCCAAGAGGCCAUGGAAGCUAGAAUGGCCGGGCGCACCGCCGGCCAGGGGGAAUGGGUGGACAAUACCUCUUUCUCUCUCGGCCGGACCAAUGAGCCACAGAGCACCAAAGAGUUUGGGACGGACCGCAUAAUAGACACGAUGCAGACGUUUUACGAUAUGGCGUUACGGACGUUCACGGAGAACCUGAUCAACCUUGUGGUAGAAAGCUGCCUCAUCCGUGAACUGCCUUCCAUUUUCACACCCAAGGACGUGAACCUCAUGAGCGAUGAAAGGCUGGCGGAACUUGCUGCAGAGUCCGAGGAGGUUAGCCAACGCCGUGAACAACUCCAGCACCACGUAGCCCUUCUCAGGAAAGGCCUUGAACAAUGCCGACGUUACAAGCCUAGAGUUGCCGUGGGUACGGGCCAGGGAGGUCGAGAAGCGCCAUACACCCCAAAGCCCCCCUCAAAGGUUUCAACACACAGCGAAUCGUCCAGUAAUGAAAAGGCCAAGAAGGCAGACGCCUCGCCGAACAACAAGGAGUCGAGCGCCGACCCUCCCGACGGCAAAACCGGGCUAUUCGGUAGCAUUUACACGCCUCCGACAACCGGUUUGACGUCCAGCAUCUUCUCAAACGCCCCCAAGUCGUCAGUGAGACCAGCCUUCUCUUCUUCCGACUUUCUCAGUUUUAAGGUGAACAAUCCUACGGUUUCCGCUAAUCAACCCGGACAAUCUGGGAUUUUUGGCUCCCGAGAACCAGCUUCGUCGACAGCUGCAGGAAGCACGGCAACAAGCACGGGCGGGCUUACAGGUGGCCUCGGCUCCGGCUCUCCUUCAGGGACUGCAGUCAAAUCGUCCAGCUCGGGCGGAAUCUUCGGCAGCCUCGGCUCGACGACUCCUGCCGGCACCAAUAUCACACCAUCAGGUGGUCUCUUUGGCAAACCAGCAAACUUAACUGUGCCGUCUGCAUUCUAA